AUGUCUUCUGCAAACCGUGGAACGGCAAAUCGGAAUCGACGCAAGCGUUCCAGAGAACCCGAGGACGAUAUCCCUUCUGGUCUUGGUGUAUCAAGCCCAGCUGGCGACAUUCGAUCCUCUCCUCCUGCCUAUCCAAUUCAGCAUGGCGGUGAUGACGACGAUGAUAUUAUAGAAGAUGAUGCUGAGAUUGCUCUUGAUAUUGACGAUGCCGACGAAAUGGCAGAAGACGAGGAUGGGAUCGACCUAUUCGGCAAUAACUUCGAACGUGACUACCAGGCCCGUGACGAUGACCGAUACUCCGAGAGGGAUAUCGAUGAUGAAGGCGAAUAUGAGGCGCUUGAUCUUGCGACUAGAAGAGGGCUUGAAUCCCGCUUGAAUAAACGCGAUCGUGAACUGGCUCGUCAACGACGCAUGGGAGCAAAUGCUUUCCUCAACGACGACGAUGAAGGAGACCUAGCCCAACUCACAACUGGACGACACAGACCCAAGCGUCACCAUUAUGACGAGGAUGAAGAGGAUGAUGUGAUGGAAGAUAUCAUGGAAGAAGAACUCUCUCUUGAGACGUUGCAAGAUGUAAAAGCAUCCAGCUUGGUCGAAUGGGUUUCUCAACACGCCGUCCAGAGAACCAUCAAACGCGAGUUUAAAGCUUUCUUGACCGAAUAUACCGACGAGCAUGGUGACUCGGUAUACGGAAAUCGUAUUAAGUCCCUCGGUAUGAUGAACGCGGAAUCCCUAGAGGUUUCAUACGAUCACCUCUCGUCUUCUAAGGCUAUCUUGGCCUACUUCUUAGCAAAUGCUCCUGGAGAGAUGCUCAAACUGUUCGACGAGGUUGCGAUGGAUGUCACCCUACUCCAUUACCCUGAAUAUGAGCGAAUCCACUCAGAGAUCCACGUCCGUAUUUCAGACUUGCCAGUUCACUACACCCUUCGCCAAUUGCGUCAAACCCAUUUGAACUGCUUAGUGCGUGUCAGUGGAGUUGUCACCCGACGAAGUGGGGUUUUCCCUCAGUUGAAGUAUGUGAUGUUUGAUUGCGCCAAAUGCAAUACCAGGCUUGGACCCUUCCAGCAGGAGUCUAAUGUGGAGGUUAAGAUCUCCUAUUGCCAGAACUGCCAGUCUCGUGGACCGUUCAAUCUCAACUCCGAAAAAACAGUCUACCGGAACUACCAAAAGCUCACUCUUCAGGAAUCUCCGGGCACAGUCCCUGCUGGUCGUCUCCCGCGUCACCGCGAGGUCAUUCUCCUAUGGGAUUUGAUUGACAAAGCAAAGCCAGGAGAGGAAAUUGAGGUCACAGGAGUCUACCGCAACAACUAUGACGCUCAACUCAACAAUCGAAAUGGUUUCCCGGUAUUUGCCACAAUACUCGAGGCCAAUAACGUCGUCAAAUCUCAUGAUCAGCUCGCAGGUUUCAGGCUGACCGAGGCCGAUGAGCAUCAGAUUCGAGCUCUCUCCAAGGACCCUCAAAUUGUUGACAAGAUCAUUCAAUCAAUUGCCCCUAGCAUUUACGGCCAUACUGAUAUCAAGACUGCCGUUGCUCUGUCGUUGUUUGGCGGUGUUGCCAAGGAGAGGAAGGGCAAGCUUCAUAUCCGUGGGGAUAUUAAUGUGCUUCUUCUUGGUGACCCCGGGACAGCAAAAUCGCAGGUUCUCAAAUAUGUUGAGAAAACCGCACAUCGUGCAGUCUUUGCUACUGGUCAAGGAGCCAGUGCUGUUGGUUUGACAGCUAGUGUCCGGAAAGAUCCUCUGACAAGCGAGUGGACUCUGGAAGGCGGCGCAUUGGUUCUUGCAGAUAGGGGUACUUGCCUGAUCGACGAGUUUGACAAGAUGAAUGACCAGGAUCGUACCUCCAUUCAUGAAGCCAUGGAGCAACAGACAAUUUCUAUUUCUAAGGCUGGAAUUGUCACCACCUUGCAAGCUCGUUGUGGUAUCAUCGCAGCAGCUAACCCAAUCGGCGGUCGCUACAAUUCGACAAUUCCUUUCUCCCAAAAUGUCGAGCUUACGGAGCCAAUUCUGUCACGUUUCGAUAUUCUUUGUGUUGUCCGCGAUACUGUUGAUCCAGCUGAAGAUGAAAGGCUUGCGAGAUUCGUCGUCAGUUCCCAUGGAAAAUCACAUCCGGGAACUCUUGAAGGAGGUCAAGACUCGAUGGAGGUUGAAGAAGAUACGCGGGAAGAGCAGGCAGAAGGCCAAAUCCCACAGGAAUUACUCCGAAAGUACAUCCUCUAUGCGAGAGAGAGAUGCGAGCCCAAACUUUACAACAUCGACGAGGAGAAGGUUUCGAAACUCUUCGCUGAUAUGAGGAGAGAGUCACUAGCUACUGGUGCCUACCCCAUUACCAUCCGUCAUCUAGAAGCCAUAAUGCGAAUCAGUGAAGGAUUCUGCCGCAUGCGUCUCUCAGAUUACGUUUCAUCUCAGGACGUCGAUCGAGCUAUCGCCGUCACCAUCGACUCAUUCGUUGGAAGUCAGAAAGUCAGUUGUAAGAAAGCUCUUGCACGUGCAUUCGCCAAAUACACCUUGGCUAGACCAGGCGCUGGGAAGAAGACUGGAACGGGACGAAACUUGGAGCGUGGACAGAGGGUGCCUACUGCUGCAAUGGCUUAG
Messenger RNA from Amorphotheca resinae ATCC 22711, 2592 nucleotides. RefSeq lists its product as hypothetical. The record is from RefSeq and is a predicted model, not a curated record. Lineage: Eukaryota; Fungi; Ascomycota; Leotiomycetes; Helotiales; Amorphothecaceae. Gene Ontology annotation, molecular function: ATP binding; 3'-5' DNA helicase activity; single-stranded DNA binding. Gene Ontology annotation, biological process: DNA replication; mitotic DNA replication initiation; double-strand break repair via break-induced replication. Gene Ontology annotation, cellular component: MCM complex; nucleus. The transcript is spliced from 2 exons. The coding region runs from base 1 to 2592 and encodes 863 amino acids.